GCCUAGUCGGGUACCAUGGUUGACUGUAAACAAGUCAAGAACAAAUUCGAUUCGAAAUGGCAGGCAUACGAAGUCCGAAGGAACUAAAAACCAUGAUUUCAGCAAGCAAGCAGGAUGUGGAGGUAAUGAAUGCCAGUCUGGACAAACUGAAGCGCUUGACGCAUGAGGACAAGACGGAAGCCGCCAUGCUACGGUCACGUAUCGAUGAGCAGGGGCAGCUGAUCUGCAUUCUGAAGCAGCGAGCGGAUGAGUCGCUUCUCAAGGCCCAGACCCUGGACCGGAUCAACAGAGAGCUGGAGAAGUUCCGGGAGCAUGCCCAGGAGAUGCUGGAAGGAGAGAUCAAGAAGUUCAACAUGGUGGAUCGCAGGUUUCAAGAGUUGGCCGAGAACCAUGAGGAAAUGAUCAGGUUCAAAGAUGAGUACAAGAGGCAGAAUGAGAUCCUGAGGACAGAGAAUCAAAGGCUCCGAGAAGACAAUGGCAACCUCUUCUCAGGAGCGAUAGAGGAGCGGGAUCAGAAGAUUAAGGAACAACAGAAGGACCUCAAACUCCUGAAGGGACAGGGUAGAGACAUGGAAAGAAGAUGCAGUUUGCUACAGGAAGAAAUGACUGAGAAGGAAAGACAGCACAUAGAGAUUGCAAAGAGCCUGGAAAAGGAGCUGAAAUCUGCUAAGAAUCAAAUGAAAGAGGUGCUGGCACAACUUAAGCAAGAGAGGGACAGUAAGAUGGCUACGGAUUCUAGCAAUACCAUGAGGUUGGAGAAACUUAGCAGGGAGAGACAAGAGUUCUUAGAUCUUUCAAUGCAGAGAGGGAAAUUAAUUCAGGACAAACAGCGAGAGAUCAAACAGAUGGUGGACAAAGUUAAGGAAGCAGAGAAGGCUCUUCAUAAAAUGGAGGAGAAAUUUGAGAGAGAGGCUGCUCUUGUAUCAACCAAUCUACAAGUCAUCAGAUUAAAGGAUCAGAGAGAUGAAGCAGAGAAGGAUCUCUCAGGGCUCAAAAUGGAGUAUGCAGCCUAUAAGAAGCACACUGCAAACUUGUUAGCCAAGGAGAAGACGCUCAAUUCAAAACUCAGGAAUCUAUGCUCAUGAUCACCACCAGAGACGCCUUUCACAUGAAGAGGAAAUUUGUGUACACCAAUGUUUAUAAAAGCAAACAAAGCACUGUGACUGCAAAUUGCAAAGUGGGUGUACACACGAGAUACAUAUAUCGUCAGCCUCGCAAGCACCUUUGAGUAUAGGCUACUAGAUAUAUGGCAGUCUAAAAAAUAAUGGAUUGAAUCUGAUCGCAUUGGAUGGUUAUUCACUGCUGUGUACAAGCGUGUGACAAAUGAAUUCUUUCUAUAUAGAGUUGACUCUUUCCAUUCAUACCAAGUUGUGAGGUAUGCCAACCAAAUAUGAACUAAUUGCAUGGUGCAAAUAAUGAGUUUGCAUAAACUUCAAAUAUUAUUUUGGUACAACAUACAUGUAUGAGUCUUUCAUCAAUUAAAGGUAAUACAAAGUUUUGGGAAAU
Strongylocentrotus purpuratus (purple sea urchin) is the source of this 1506-nucleotide messenger RNA. RefSeq names its product coiled-coil domain-containing protein 89. Bases 57 to 1085 code for a protein of 342 amino acids. Lineage: Eukaryota; Metazoa; Echinodermata; Echinoidea; Camarodonta; Strongylocentrotidae. The record is from RefSeq and is a predicted model, not a curated record. The transcript is spliced from 8 exons.